Molecule: messenger RNA, 411 nt
Organism: Ostrinia nubilalis (European corn borer)
Lineage: Eukaryota; Metazoa; Arthropoda; Insecta; Lepidoptera; Crambidae
Exons: 2
Coding region: 78-266 (62 amino acids)
Source: RefSeq, a predicted model, not a curated record
CUAAAAAAACAGUUGACAUAAAAUUUGUUUUGGUACUGUGUUGUGUCUUUCACAACGUAAAAGUAAAAAUAAAUUAAAUGAGUAUCAAACCAUUCAUUUCAAGAAAUAUAGUAGCUUUGGUGAUGGUGCCAAUGAUCAUCGGCGGGCACUAUGGCUGGUACAAGCUCCAGGAAAAUGAUACUCUAGUCUCUCCUGAAGAGAGAGAAAAACUGCCGAUUAUAAAGAUGAUUAAAAACAUGAGCUUUUCAUUAACAUCCAAGGAUUAAGCGAAGAACCGUGCACAUACUUGUAAAUAUGUAAUUAAGAAAUUUAAAAGUUGAUUAUCCUCGCUUAUGUUGAAAUUGUAGAAGUUUUAUGUCAUGAUAUUUAUAUACAUUAGUAAAUAAAAUAAAUGUUAAUUCUAAAGUAAAA